GGGCAGCGGGUAGGGCUGUUGGGGUGUUGCAACCCUCCCUGGGACAGCCAGCUGAGCCGAGCCUGUAGCUGAGAAGUGUUACCCUCUAGACCUGAUAACCUAUUGUGCUCCUGGAGGUCUCCUCCUCCUGAAAGGACUUUAGUCUUUGGAGCUGUCAGAUGAACCGAGUGAGAUAAGAGCUUGGCAGGCUGUGAAGGAAGGGAGGGAACACUCCAUAGCCGCCUACUGCCCGUUCGAGACUCACACCAUGGAGCCAAGGGCGGCCCGAUCGCGGAAGGGAGAAGGGCCGAGAGGAGAGCAAGAGCGCCGACGCUCCGGAGGUGGAAACAUUGAGAAGGACAGAGGCCUGGACUUGGUGCAAUGGACCCGACAUAUGGAGGCUGUGAAGACACAGUUGCUGGAGCAAGCACAGGGACAGCUGAUAGAGCUGCUGGAUCGGGCCGUGCAGGAAGCCAUCCAAUGCUACCCACCACAAGGCGGACCCCUGUCCUCCAUUCCUCCAGAUUCCUUGAGCAAGGCCCGGGAGCCAUCCCUGGGGAAGCGGAAAAUUUUCAUCAUCCGAAAGUCCCUGCUUGACGAGCUGAUGGAAGUACAGCAUUUCCGCACCAUCUACCACAUGUUCAUCGCCGGCUUGUGCGUCUUCAUCAUCAGCACCCUGGCCAUCGACUUCAUUGAUGAGGGCAGGUUGAUGCUGGAGUUUGACCUACUGAUCUUCAGCUUUGGACAGCUGCCCUUGGCGCUGAUGACGUGGGUCCCCAUGUUCCUGUCCACUCUGCUGGUGCCCUACCAGGCCCUGAGGCUGUGGGCGAGGCCCCGGGCAAGAGGGGCCUGGAUGCUGGGGGUGGGCCUGGGCUUCAUGAUGCUGGCUGUCCACACCACCGUGCUCUGGGUCCUCCCCGUCCAUGUGGCGUUGAAGUAUCAGCUCCCGCCUGCCUCCCGCUGUAUCCUGGUCUUUGAGCAGGUCAGGCUCCUGAUGAAGAGCUACUCCUUCUUGAGAGAGGCUGUGCCUGGAACCCUUUGUGCCAGAGGAGGUGAGGGCAUGCGGGCCCCCAGUUUCUCCAGCUACCUCUACUUCCUCUUCUGCCCCACACUAAUCUACAGGGAGACUUACCCCAGGACACCCAACGUCAGGUGGAAUUACGUGGCCAAGAACUUUGCCCAGGCUCUGGGCUGCGUACUCUAUGCCUGCUUCAUCCUGGGCCGCCUCUGCGUUCCCGUCUUUGCCAACAUGAGCCGGGAGCCCUUCAGUACCCGGGCUCUGGUGCUGUCUAUCAUGCACGCCACCUUGCCAGGCAUCUUCAUGUUGCUGCUCAUCUUCUUUGCCUUCCUCCACUGCUGGCUCAACGCCUUCGCAGAGAUGCUACGGUUUGGAGACAGAAUGUUCUAUCGGGACUGGUGGAAUUCAACGUCCUUCUCCAACUACUACCGCACUUGGAACGUGGUGGUCCAUGACUGGCUGUACAGCUACGUCUAUCAAGAUGGGCUGUGGCUUCUCGGUGGCCGGGCCCGAGGGGCAGCCAUGUUGGGUGUGUUCCUGGUUUCUGCAGUGGUCCAUGAGUACAUCUUCUGCUUUGUCCUGGGAUUCUUCUACCCGGUCAUGCUCAUGCUCUUCCUUGUCUUUGGAGGGCUGCUGAACUUCAUGAUGCAUGACCGGCACACAGGCCCAGCAUGGAAUGUGCUAAUGUGGACCUUGCUCUUUCUGGGCCAAGGCAUCCAAGUCAGCCUGUACUGCCAGGAAUGGUAUGCACGGCGACACUGCCCCCUACCCCAGACAACCUUCUGGGGGCUGGUGACACCUCGAUCUUGGUCCUGCCAUACCUAGAAGUCAGAGCACCGUCACUGCCCAGAGGAUGCCACCAAGUCCUUCUCUGCCUGCAAAGCCUCGGACAAGAGCACCUCUCCCUGCAUUCCUAGAUCUAGCUCCAAGUCAAGGGGGCCUGGCAGGCAUGAUCCCAGCAGGGAAUGCCAGGGACUGAGAUCUGAGGACCUGUAGAACCGCUAAGCACAAACUCACUGUGGUGGUGGCUCUUGAGCCGCCAAGCCCCACGGAUUGGGCACAGAGCCCCCUCCUACCUCAUCACUGUCCAGACUUGGGGAUACUUGAAGGAUCUUAUAGAUUUGGUGAAUGUGGGGUGACUUAGAGAAAUGAGGGCCAUCAAGGUCUGAGAAAGGUUUGACUCUUUGUACUGCUUCCAAUACAAUAAUAAAGUUUGUAUCCCUUUUUAUUCAUUCA
Molecule: messenger RNA, 2233 nt
Organism: Lynx canadensis (Canada lynx)
Lineage: Eukaryota; Metazoa; Chordata; Mammalia; Carnivora; Felidae
Gene: SOAT2
Product: sterol O-acyltransferase 2
Exons: 15
Coding region: 248-1822 (524 amino acids)
Biological process (GO): cholesterol homeostasis; cholesterol efflux; cholesterol metabolic process
Cellular component (GO): endoplasmic reticulum membrane
Molecular function (GO): cholesterol binding; cholesterol O-acyltransferase activity; fatty-acyl-CoA binding
Source: RefSeq, a predicted model, not a curated record